AUGUUUGUAACAAGUUUCAUAUCUGAUCAGUUGAGAUUGUCCCGACGUGUAAUGAAGAGCGUGCCAGUAAAAUCUUUUUACUACCAGCGCUUCAUGCAAGUGCUUUCUCGUUGGCCUCGGGACAAGUGCAAAGCACCGGAAAGGGAUCUUCGUAUGUUUUUGGAGAAAGAGCUUGACAAGCAGCUUUCUGCGGAUCUCAAGAACGGCUUGGUUGAAGCACAUGUGGAACAAAAAUUGAAAUGUUUUGAAGCCAUAGUUUCGGAUGAGACGUUGAAAAAGUAUCCACUGAAUUACAACAGCGGGAUUUUUGGGGAACCCGUGGAGUAUUCCAGUUAUUGGACAAGUGAUAGGGGACGUGAAGAGUUGUCUCUAAAGAAGAAGAGGGCGAGGACUUGGUUCCACGGGUUGUUUUUUAAAUCGUAA
Messenger RNA from Enterobius vermicularis (human pinworm), 423 nucleotides. The record is from the annotation of a GenBank genome assembly. Lineage: Eukaryota; Metazoa; Nematoda; Chromadorea; Rhabditida; Oxyuridae.